Molecule: messenger RNA, 3349 nt
Organism: Amorphotheca resinae ATCC 22711
Lineage: Eukaryota; Fungi; Ascomycota; Leotiomycetes; Helotiales; Amorphothecaceae
Exons: 5
Coding region: 172-3279 (1035 amino acids)
Biological process (GO): positive regulation of TORC1 signaling
Cellular component (GO): cytoplasm
Molecular function (GO): protein binding
Source: RefSeq, a predicted model, not a curated record
GCUCAGAAUGUCACGAACCUUCUAACUUGAUGCUGUGCUCGAUAUGAUUUGCUGAGCAAGGAGAGCUUCUUUGGCCCGUUGAUCAGAUGAACGAGGGAGGCUGGUAGUCCUAUUUUAGGGCUUCUAUCAGGACGACGACAGUGUACCAGUGUACCAGCAACGCAGUUUAGCAUGGAGCGUAACGACGGCAUUAUACGAUGGUCCCCCAACCCUUCAAGGGACCAGUUCAUGACCAUCAAUCUGAACUACCGGAUAGUUCAGAUCUAUGAAGCAACAGGUCACGCUCAACCAGGCCGAUUCGAUUACCAGAAGAUCUGCAAACAUAAUGAGUUUCCUCCGCUCAACACCUAUGACUGGUCGCCUGUCAACCCAGGCCUUGUGGCCAUGGGUACAUCUCGAGGUGAUAUUAACCUGCUCAGAGUUGAUGACGACUCAAAUCAGGUUCUCGCCUUGCCACUCAAGGUCCCCAGACCUUGUCAGUCCGUAGCUUUCAACACUACAGGACUUCUUGCUGUUGGGCUGGACAGAGUGCGUAAUGAUGCUUGUCUCCAGAUAUGGGAUCUGAAUCAGCGGUUGGCUGGUUGGGACCCCAAGAAACGAGGAUGGAAUGUUCCAAAUUCCAACUUGGAACCCAAGAAGCUCGAACCCAGCGUCUCUGUAGCAAGCAUCCGAUUCUUUGAAGAUCAGCCAAAAACGCUUGUUGUUGGCGUAAAGCACCAGAGCGUUCGGAUUCAUGAUCUUCGAGAUCCCAAUUCUAUUGUCGCCAACUUCCCAACGAGAUGCAACAACAAUCUGUCUAUCGAUUAUGCAGAUUCCAAUUACUUUGCUUCUUCAUCCUUGGAUCAACCUGGUCUCGUGGUUUGGGAUCGCCGCGUUACUAGCCGCGCCUCAGCAUCUCCAAUGUACCUCGAGUCCAUUGACCAAGAAGAGGUACCUUGGGGAGCUGCUCUGAAACUGGAUCGUGCGAUUCAGUCAGAAAAGAAUGUUUAUAUCCGUCAGCUUCGAUAUUGUCGUGAUCAGCGGGGCACUCUAGGGGUCCUAUCAAGUGCUGGCCAGCUUCAGAUUUUCCAAACCAACAAGGAAUACGUGGAGCCUGGAUCUGUAAAUGACAUCUAUGGUAGUCCAGAGCUACUAGAUGUUAGAAAGUCAUAUGAUCUUGAGUAUCCCUACUUUGAUAAAGAUCAUAAGAGAAGAUUCGAGGAUAGGAUCGUCAGUUUUGACUGGCUUAACCUUGGUACUUCGGAUCUCCCCGGUCGUGUUAUUGCCUUGAGAGGUAAUGGUGCCUUUGAAAUUCUCCAAAUGCCAGCUCCCACGGCAGGCCGGCUCUCGAAGUUGAUACCCUGGAAGCCUCCACAUAGGCUUGGUGAUCCUUACUUGACUUUGAUGAACUUCAAGGAUCCGAGUGAGCGGGAUAAGCUUCUUGGUCCCUUGUUCGCAAGUGAAGCAAAAGCCGAUAUCCCCGUGUUUGGGCCAGAGAAAUUCACGUCGAGGAGCAUGAGAGCCAAAUUAGAGGCGACUGUCAAAAAAUUGCUCCAGUCCCCACAAGACCCCGUCGUCAAUCUACUUGCUCCGGCGGAAGCAAGUACGGAACAACAAAUGAGCACUCCUAAGUCAGAUUCAUUGAGAGGUAAAAUUGAAGAGCUAAGGUCCGAAUCUAAAGCUGCCAGUCCGCCGCUGGAGAAUUCUGGCCUCAUCAUUCCAAAGAAAGUGUUGUCAAGCAGAGAGCUGCAUGAUAAGUCACAUUACACCUCAAUCAGCCUCAUACCGUCCACUCAAUCCAAGAGCGAAUUGCUGGAUCAUGUUAUGCUUCAACGUGCUAUAGACGGUUAUUUGUUUAACUGCGAACAUAACAUAUCAGUUGUGGCUGAUGAUCUGUGGUUGCAGGAUGUUUGGGAAUGGAUUGAAGGUGCUGACGAAGCAGCAAAGGACGAUGGAAUGGUGUCGGGUCCUCUCGACCUUAGCUACAUGGGCGUUUACACGAUCUGGAUGAAUUUCCUGGGCGAAAAAUCCCAAUCUAGACUUAUUGACAGCACCAUCAUCCCGGACGUGACACAAUGGGAACAUCUCAUUGCUACCAUCAAUAAAAAAGCCGGCCGACCUCAAUUCAAGGGAGUUGAAACUACCAAGCCUCAGCACCGGCAGCUAUGCCUUGCGAUAUGCGGUCUUGGUAAAUCGCCGGAUGAGCUUGAUAAAGACAUGGAAGUCUUAGAAAGUGAAGGCAAAUAUACAACUGCGGCUGCGUAUGCACUCUUUGAAGGCUUUCCAAAGCGUGCCGUCAAUAUCUUGAUAAAGGGUGGCAAGGAUUUGCUAUUCAUAGCAAUGGCGCUGGACAUCAAGCUUGAGAGUAGUAUCACGUUGGGUAUAGACACUAAACAAUGGUCUAACGCCCUUGAUCACCACUCACAGAUGGCUGAAGACCCUUAUUUGAGAGCCAUCUAUGGCUACAUCACUACCGGAAACUGGCGAGCCAUUGCAGACGAAGCAGCACUUCCAAUGCGUGACCGUGUCGGCGUUGCCCUACGGAAUUUUAGCGACGAUGAGCUCACUGAAUGGCUUGAAAAAGAAAUGGAAGAAGCUACUCGCACAGGAGAUAUCGAAGGCAUUGUUCUAGCAGGUAUAACCGAUCAUAUGGCGGAUAUCCUAGCGAAGUACGUUGAAAAGUUCUUGGACUACCAAACGGCAAUCCUUAUCAUGUCAUUUUGUUACCCCCGAUACAUCGACGAUCUACGCUGCACUGCUUGGCGUAAUGCCUACAAGGGGUUUUUGCAACGCCACAGGAAAUUUAUUCUGCGGGUCAAAUUCGAACAGCAAUCUGCCAUUAAAAGUCGUGCCAGAGAUGGCACUCCAGGGAUCAAGCCGCCGCCCCGACAGAUCACCAUUCGCUGCCUUAACUGCGAUUCCCUAACUGCCAACGACCUAGGAAAUACGGGAGCCGCACCCACAAUAGCCCCUGGCCCGACGACUGCCACGAUGGACAACCGCAAUCCUCUAGCAGCUACGGGCAUAAACGCAGGGCUCUGCUGUCGUAAAUGCGGAUCGCAUCUCGCCCGCUGUGCAAUCUGCAUGGAGAUUGUUGGCGUUCCCCGUUCAGAUCGUCCAGAGCAGUCGAAUGAUCCCGCCGUUCGUCGGAUGGCCAACUUCCCAACCUUCUGUCUCAAGUGCAAGCAUGUUUCGCACAUGGAUCAUUCGGUUGCCUGGUUCAGUCGCCAUGUCGAAUGUCCCGUCCCGGAGUGCAGAUGCCAGUGUAACGAAAGGCCGAGCCAGGCGGAGUUGGAUUAGGCUUCUUUGAUAAAACUUGGAGCGUGGCGUACUGGCGAGGCUUCUUCUGCAUUGAGAGGCGUAAAGUCAC